AUGCAUUGGCGGCGCGUAUUAGUAGGGUGGCUGGCCCUGGAAGUCGUUUAUGUCAUGGCUCUAGCUAAAUACCAGGAUACUUCUGAGUUUGAUAGGAAAAUCAAGUGCAUGCAAAAGUUAAUAGGCGGACUAUCGGCUCACAAACUACGUUCAACAAGACUCAAAGAACUAGCCGAUGCCCUUAAAGUUCGAGUGGAAGAAUGCAUGUCCAUUGAAAGCAUAAUCGAUCGCAACCGCUGUCUUAAGAAAUACAGUAAGAGCCCAAUUCUUUCCCGCCGAUCUGCAGCCAAGAAGGACAGCACUGGCGGCCGUAAGAAAAGGUCGUCUCUGGAUGAGAACCAAGAAGAUAAUCAGACUCUCUCAGAUACCGAUUCUCCUUAUUCACAGAAACAAGCCGACUCACCACGUUCAUCUAGAACCAGGCGUAGUGUAGAUUCGGACCUUGAAGAAACCUCCGAUGCCAUUGUUGAGGAUGAAUAUACCGACACCGGUGAUAAGACCUACUCAGAUGACCAAUUCUCUGAGCCAUCUGGUCCCCCACGAACAUUUAGACGUUCCGAGUACCGACCAUCCGGUAAAGAUAGGGCUGUAAAGAAGAGAUACAGACGCCCAUCCUCCUACCGUAACGAAGAGUCUACCGAUGACGACGACUAUAUCUAUAGUGAAGCCCGAUCUCGCAAAUAA
This is a messenger RNA of Nematocida homosporus, 684 nucleotides long. RefSeq lists its product as uncharacterized. The transcript has a single exon. NCBI's taxonomy places the organism in Eukaryota, Fungi, Microsporidia. Bases 1 to 684 code for a protein of 227 amino acids. The record is from RefSeq and is a predicted model, not a curated record.